AUGAAAAACCAUUAUAAAAUUCAUCCACAACAUCAUGAAGAUCUUGAUCAUAAUCAAGAUGAUACAUUAACACUACCAACAGCAAUAACUGAUAUAACAACAAAUUCAAAUGAAAAUCAAUCAACAAUAGUAACAGCACUUGUGUUUAAAACAGAAAUGUUAGAUUGGCUUCGAUCAAAUUUUGAUGAUUGUAAUUUGAGUCCAACAUCAACUCAAAUUGUCAGUGAUUAUGUUACACGUUCAAUGAAAAAAUUAUAUGUUCAAGAAAACAAAGAUGAACAUGGUUGUAAAGAUUGUGUCCUAGAAUUUACUAGCUGUUGGGCAGCAUUUCUUACUGGUAACAAAUAUAUUGCUACUAUUGCUGCUCUAACAGCUAUUUUUGGUCAUGUACCUUCGGCCUAUUAUCAAACAUCAAUUGUUUUUGGUGCUAAAGCAUUGAUGGUUGCCGGAUAUCUAUUUGCUAUAUCACUUCAUCUAUUUUCUGCAUUACAUCUAUUUAUGGAACCAACAUCAGUUUAUUGGUUAUUGAAUAUGUUUCUUGUUCAUAAUAUUUAUGUUUGGUGUCGUGUAUUCUAUUUCUUUUUUGGUUUUACUGGUUUAUUUAAAGAUACAAUAUAUACAAAUGCAAUAUUAACAUCAGGACUUAUUUUAUUUCCAGCUGUUCUUGGUGUUUCAGCGAAUAUGUUAUUUUUAGGUUAUGUUGCAACUAGUAUUCUUCUUUAUUUUGCUAUUGUUCAACCAAAUGAAGAAGAACGUGUACGCUAUGUAAAUGAAUGUACACGAGAUCUUCUUGUUAAUAGAACGGUUCAUAAUGCUUGGAUAAAACAACAGGAACGAUUAGCAAAAUUGGCUCGUAAUGAUGAAUUGUCCGAUCAACAACGAGCUAAAGAAAUUUUUGAUCAAUUAGAUGAAAACAAAAAUGGAUCUCUUGAUAAUGAAGAAAUUACUCGUUUAUUACAAGAAUGGCAAACUGCAACAAGUUUUAUCAAUCGAUUUUCACGUUUGUCAAAGAAACAGGAUAUGUCAUUUGAAUUAUUCUAUAGAAAUAUUUGGCGUCUUGGUGAAACUUCUAUUGGUCAUAUACAAGAUGGUAUAAAACGACAAGGAAUGGCAAGAGCACGUUUCAUUUUCGAUUGUUUGGAUACAGACAAAAGUGGAUAUAUUGAUAAUCUUGAACUUCAAAAACUAUUAAUUCAAUGGGGUUUACCAGAAAAUGAAGUCGAAGAUUAUCUCGCUGAUGAUGGUGAUAAAAAAUUUUCAUUUGAAGAAUUCUAUGAAAAAUUUAAACCAAUUUGGGGUUUUGCCUAUGAAAACAUGUCUGUUCGUGACAUGGGUCAAGUCGUGCAACCACCAGAUCAGAAGUUACAAUAG
Messenger RNA from Rotaria sordida, 1371 nucleotides. The record is from the annotation of a GenBank genome assembly. NCBI's taxonomy places the organism in Eukaryota, Metazoa, Rotifera, Eurotatoria, Philodinida, Philodinidae.